AUGAUUUUAGGAUUUGCCUUGCUGUUUGUUCUCACGGAUGUAAGAGCAGAGUCUGGGACCACACCAAAUCUUAAACAGAUUGUCAUUGGACGGUGUUUUGAAUAUGUAGCCCUGGCUAAUUUUAACCCCAGGUACAAUUGUGAGAAGAUAUGGCAGGAGUUUGAAAAGGCUGUGGUUAGGAGAUCCCCCUGUGAUGUCAGUGUUAAAGAUUACCAAAAAAUGUUCCAGGUCAUCACUCAGAUUUUGCCAUGUGACAAGUUGCUGUUCUGGAGUAAGACGAGAGACUUCAUGCACAGCUAUGUAGCUGUCACAGAUUCCUUCUGGACGUUAGAAGACACACUGCUGGGAUUCAUGUUCAAUGAUCUGAUCUGGUGUGGACAGCAAGAGAGAGAGAGAGGUUUUGACUAUCAGUCCUGUCCAAAAUGGUCAACGUGUUCGUACCAUCCUGUGUAUUCACUUUGGAAGCAGGCUUCUCAGAAUUUUGCUAUGGCUGCAUGUGGAAAUAUUACUGUCUUACUAAAUGGAUCAAUUCAUCAUGCUUUCAACAAAAAAAGCAUGUUUGGCAGUGUGGAACUGGGAAAUCUAAACCCAAGGAUGGUCACUCAUGUACACAUUAAAGUCAUCUACAACUUAGAGGGACCCUUUUUGGAGUCUUGCACUCAGGGAUCCAUCCUUGGACUAAUAGAGGUUUUAAAAAAACGAGGGUUCCACUGGACCUGCACAGACAAUGACUUGUAUGUUUGA
This is a messenger RNA of Carassius gibelio (silver crucian carp), 744 nucleotides long. RefSeq names its product ADP-ribosyl cyclase/cyclic ADP-ribose hydrolase 1. The record is from RefSeq and is a predicted model, not a curated record. Gene Ontology annotation, molecular function: phosphorus-oxygen lyase activity; NAD+ nucleosidase activity. The transcript is spliced from 8 exons. The coding region runs from base 1 to 744 and encodes 247 amino acids. Lineage: Eukaryota; Metazoa; Chordata; Actinopteri; Cypriniformes; Cyprinidae. Gene Ontology annotation, biological process: positive regulation of B cell proliferation. Gene Ontology annotation, cellular component: plasma membrane.